Messenger RNA from Struthio camelus australis, 4389 nucleotides. NCBI's taxonomy places the organism in Eukaryota, Metazoa, Chordata, Aves, Struthioniformes, Struthionidae. The record is from RefSeq and is a predicted model, not a curated record.
AUGGGGCGUGUGCUGGUGAUACUGGUGUUUCUUCUGAAUAUUGGCGCUCUCAUAAUUUAUUUUGUCGACCUUGCUGAAACAGAGGAUUUCAAGAUCUCCUUUCCGGACAGCAUCCUCUUUACAGAUACAGGCUUCAAUGCUUUCUUCCUACUUUACUUUGGAUUACGGUUGGUGGCAGCGGAUGACAAGCUGAGAUUCUGGCUUGAGCUGAAUUCUCUUGUGGAUUUCUUCACCAUCCCUCCAGUUUUUGUUUCCUAUUAUUUAAAGAAGAAUUGGCUUGGUUUGCGUUUUUUGAGAGCACUUAGGUUGUUAGAACUUCCCCGAAUACUACAGUUCCUCAGGAUCACUAAGAACAAUUAUUCAAUCAAGCUCUCCAAACUCUUUGCUGUGUUUCUUAGCACCUGGCUCACAGCUGCGGGAUUUAUUCACCUGGUAGAAAACAAUGGAGAUCCUUGGGUCCACCCUGGAAAUUCCCAGUCCCUGAGCUAUUUCGAAUGCAUGUACCUAGUAAUGGUGACUAUGUCCACUGUUGGUUAUGGUGACGUUGUGGUUCAAACAGCCCUGGGUCGAACCUUCAUUAUUUUCUUCAUCAUUGGUGGUUUGGUACUGUUUGCAAACUUAAUCCCUGAAGUUGUGGAAAUUGUUGAAAGCCAUAAAAGUUACAAAUCCUCCUAUGAAGUGGUGAGUGGGAAAAAUUACAUUGUCGUCUGUGGUAACAUCACUCUGGAGAGCGUCACUACUUUCCUACAAGACUUUUUACUUGAGGACAAGGGAAAUGUUUGCACAGAAAUCCUUUUUCUGGGAGAGUCUCUUCCUAGUCUGGAGCUGGAAGCUGUGUUCAAAUGCUAUUCAGCUUACACUACUUUCUUUUACGGCUCUGCUUUGAACUUUGAAGAUCUAAAGAGAGUUGGGAUGGGAUCUGCAAGUGCUUGUCUGAUUCUAGCAGAUGUUCACUCUCUACAACCUUACACUGAAGAUACUUCCAAUAUCAUGAGAGUGCUGUCUAUCAAGAAUAACUACCCAAACACGAGAGUGAUUUUACAAAUAAUUCAGUCUCAUAACAAGGUAUACCUGCCAAACAUCCCCAGCUGGGAUUGGAGGACCGGAGACAGCAUCAUCUGUUUUGCUGAGCUGAAGCUAGGCUUUAUAGCACAAAGCUGCUUGGUUCCCGGCUUGUCUACACUCCUAACCACUCUGUUCAUUGGGAAAGAGAAUACUGAGACAAGGAGAAAAUAUGUGGAGAACAAGACGCUUCUGGAAGACAAAGACUACAAAGUGAUGUCUUUUCAGCUCUCCAGUGAUUUUGCAGGCAUGACUUUUAUUGAAGUUUGUCGGUUGUGCUUUGUAAAACUGAACCUUGUCUUGUUGGGUAUUGAACUCAAAUUUGGCAGUCAAGGAGAGAGCGCUAUCCUGAUCAAUCCAUCUGCACAGAUAAAGCUGCAUCGGAAUACAAUGGGCUUUUUUAUUGCUCAUUCCCUGGCAGAAGUCAAAAGGGCACACUUCUACUGUAAAGCCUGUCAUAGUGAUGUAGAGGAUCCAGAGCAGAUUAAAAAAUGUCAGUGUAGAAGCAGACUUCACGCAAAACCUCUCUCAGAGAAACUGAAAUUCUAUCGAGAAUCGCUGCGUAUUUCAGAUGGAGAUCCUGCAAAGUCACGGUCCCCUGGGGUUCUUCCACCUCUGAGUCUUAUUGAUGGGGUUUCAGAUGUCCAAGGAGAGGAGAAGAGCAGAGUCGUCCUAGAUUCAACAGGAAGGUUCCACUGGUGCGAUUCUGUUCCACUGCAAAAGGCUCUUCUGAGUUGCAAGGACCAAGCACUACUGAACCUGCGGGAUCACGUUUUGGUUUGUGUGUUUGGCGAUGCAGACUCACCACUGAUUGGGCUGCAGGACUUCGUGAUGCCCUUACGAGCUAGUAACUUCUUUUACCAUGAACUGAAAGACAUUGUUUUUCUUGGGUCUUUGGAGUAUCUGCAAAGAGAAUGGAAAUUUAUUCAGAAUUUCCCAAAGCUGUGGCUAUUCUCAGGUAGUGCUCUGUCCUGUGCAGAUCUGAGGGCAGUUAAUGUCCGGCACUGUGCUGCAUGUGCCAUUCUGUCUUCCAACACCACUGCUUUGAGCAAUCCUUCUCUGGUGGACAUGGAAAGCAUCCUAGCUACUCUGAAUGUCCGAUCCAUGCAGAGUAAGCCCAGCUCAAGCCCUCUAGAGACUGUUUUCGGAGCAAGAGCAUUGGGGAAUCAAUCAGAGCCAUGUUAUAAAAGGAUCCCCAUCACCACAGAGCUGAAGUCUUCACCAAACGCCCAGUUCAUUGAUCAGGCUUUCGACAUCAAUUCUGAGGUCCCAGAGCAAGGUCAGCUUUUCACCUCUGCGGCCUGCACGGGAGAUAUCUUCUCAGAUAGCUUCUUGAAUUCUCUUUUGUCUAUUACCUACUACAACCAUCACAUCUUGGCUUUGCUGCAGACUUUGGUGACAAGUGGGACAAGCCCAGCGUUGGAGGAACAACUGUUGGAAAAGGACAGCAUACUGAGCAGAAAUUCUGACAAAAUAAUUCACAUUGCAUCCCGAGCCAGAUCCAAACUGGCACUCCUGCCAGUGUCCAAGAGGUUAUUAACGGGUGUCAUGCAGGAGAACUCCUUUGGAGACAUUUACUGCAGAGCUUUAGACUUGUUCGGGAUACUCUGCUUUGGGCUCUACCGUCUGAUGGAAGAGCCCAAUCCAUGCAAGAAUAGGUUUGUGAUUGCUCGGCCCCGCAGUGAUUUGGAGAUGCUACCUACAGAUCUGCUCUUCUGUAUUGUUCCAUUCAACAUUGCAACAACUGAUGACCUGUGACAUGGGAUGGAGAGUCGGUUCCAAGCAAGAAAACAGCCCUCCUCAGCAGCCAGAGACCCUAAAGAAAUGAUAGAUUCUCCCUGUCCUGGGCCCCAGUUGCAACCUGCAUCAUGUCACCCCUUGGAGAUGGUGCUUCCUCCAGUUCAGCUGUGUCAGGACACCACAGCCUUGACCAGGACUACUCAGCUCUCCCAUGUUAGCCUGGACUCAGUUCCAUCCUCGAUGAUGUCCCCUCCAAGCCAUCAGAGUGAUGUGACUAGCAAGAGAGAUUGCUUCCUGAGUUGCCUAGGUCAACACAGCCUUGUCCACAAUUCUGGGCUCUGGUGCUUGUUGAGGUGAGGGCAUGAUCUACUCUGCUCCACCCUUCCUCCUGCAAAGGUCAUUCACCGGCUGAUUUCAAUCAUGCGUGCAUCUAGCUGAACUGCCCAGCUGCCUGAUAAAGGAAUCUGAGCCUGCAAUUCCACAAUGACAAAAAUUACAGCCAACAGCUAGUGCCAUGCAAGUACACCCAAGCUGAUGUUGAGCUGACAACUCCAGAACGGGAAUCAGCAAAGAGAAAAUGGGAAGCUCACAGGACUCCGAGUGAUUACCCUCAGUCCCGGUAGAAAGCCAUUCGAGAGCGCUGUAUCAGGAGCAAACGCCGUCUCCUGAACCACCUGAAGGCUUGACACAUGAGAUCAAGCGUCUUCUGAGCGCACCAAACAGUACUUCUGCACUGCCCUGCAGUACCUAGCAGCUCUUUACUAUCCCCCUGUACUCUCAGGGCCCACGAUGGUACACCACAUUUCAAAUGAGGCCUCCCUUACGCACCGUGUAUUCCUGUGCCGAAGUAACCUCAGCAGAUUUACACUCCCUCUGUUUACAGCACUUUCCCAGUGAACGACAAAUGAACAAGCUUCUAUUGCUGUGAAUAGCAACAAGGUGACCGCUUACCAGCCUGUAAAAUCUGGUAUCAUCCCUCCUGAAGUCAAAGCUUGACUUUAAGAAAAUUCUUACUGGUUUCUCCAAGGAACGUGUCCCUGUGCUGCUGCAGAAUCUGGUUUGCCACAGAUAAAAGAUCAAGGCCCACAUGCAGUCCGCACCCCACAACCAAGCAAGGAAGAAAGCAGACAUUGUCCAAGAAACCUUGCAGGAGACCUUGGUACACAGUACCACGAAACAUCAGCCGAAACUGAACUGCAGAGUCUGAAGUCGGUGCCUUAUAAGAAACCUGCUCUGUGUCUCAAUCUAUGGACUUUCUGUGCGUCCACGUACCCUCUCACACACCAAGAACUGUUACUCGUUAGUGCUGCUCUAAAUGUCAGCUGAGAACUGACAUCUUUGUGACAGUGGUGAAUUGUCGCCGUUUCCAUUGUCAUGUGCCUGGUAAGAGAUGCAGCCCCCUGUUCCUAACUGGCUGAAGGAAAUCUGCCUGUUGCAAGAGAGGGGGAACAAAGACCCCAUUCCCCAGGCAGACCGACGCAGCAGUUUAUGUACUCCUUUACAACCCCCGGCAGAAGGCUUUCAAGUCUGUGGUGUCUGUGGAACUUCGGGAUGUUAUAUGGCAUUAUGCGAAGGUGGCAGAGUGAC